AUGUACGCUGUCUUGCUUUUGGGCCUGAUGGCGACGCUACGUGUGGCGCUCGCAACCACGACGCACACAUUCAACUGGACGACGGGCUGGGGCAUGUACAAUGUUGACGGUGUCAAGGACCGUGAGGUAAUUACGUGUAACGGAGAGUUUCCAUGGCCGGACAUUAAGGUCAACCGUGGUGACCGCAUUGUCGUGUACUUGAACAAUGGGUUUACCAACGCAAACACGUCGCUGCAUUUCCACGGGUUGUUCCAGAACGGAACCAGCCAGAUGGAUGGGCCACCAUUGGUCUCUCAGUGUCCAAUUGCCCCCAACGACACCUUUAUCUACAACUUCACCGUUCCUGACAACGUUGGGUCCUACUGGUACCACUCGCACGUGUCUGGACAGUACCAGGAUGGUAUGAGGGGUACUUUGAUCAUCGAAGAGGAGGGCGCGGUUCCAUACGACUACGACGAAGAGGUCGUUGUUCAGCUCAGUGAAUGGUACCACGACACCACCGAUGUCCUCAUCAACAGUUUCAUGAACCUGUACAAUCCUACCGGUGCUGAGCCCAUCCCUCAAAAUCUAAUCAUCAACAACACGAUGAACCUAACAUGGAACGUCGAACCAGACACCACAUACUUGCUGCGUAUCAUUAACACAGGUGGUUUCGUUUCCCAGUACUUCUGGAUCGAGGACCACGACCUCACAGUUGUCGAAGUAGACGGUGUUUACACCGAGCAAAACACCACCGACAUGCUGUACAUCACUGUGGCCCAAAGAUACUCCGUGCUCAUUCACACCAAAAACGACACUUCUCGUAAUUAUGCAAUCAUGCAAAAAUUCGACGACACAAUGCUUGAUGUUGUCCCAAGCGAUUUGCAGCUAAACGCCACUUCUUACAUGGUUUACAAUUCCACCACUUCAUUGCCUUCUGAAAAUUACGUCGAUGAGCUUGACUUUUUGGAUGAUUUCUAUUUGGUUCCUUACAAUAAGACAGAGUUGUUUGACGAACCUGACUACACCAUCACUGUUGACGUUGCAAUGGACAAUUUGAUUAAUGGUGUUAACUACGCAUUUUUCAACAACAUCACCUACACUACUCCAAAGGUCCCAACCUUGCUCACCGCCCUGAGUGCAGGCAAAAACGCAACAGACGCAACCGUUUAUGGUUCCAACAUCAACGCCUUCGUCUUGGAGAAAGAUGAAGUCGUGGAAAUUGUCUUGAACAACUUGGAUAGUGGUACCCAUCCUUUCCAUUUGCACGGUCACAUUUUCCAAGUGUUGGUCAGGGAUGUUGAGUAUGAUGACACAACUCAUGCUUUCAACGCUGAUAACCAUACCGCAUUCCCAGAAUAUCCAAUGAUGAGAGAUACGUUGUAUGUCAGACCUCAAUCUAACUUUGUUAUUCGUUUCAAGGCCGACAAUCCAGGUGUUUGGAUGUUCCACUGUCACAUCGAGUGGCAUUUGAUCCAAGGUUUGGCUCUAAUAUUGAUUGAAGAUCCUGCUUCUAUCCAAAGCACCGCAAGUCAACAAAUCACAGAAAACCACAAAAGCGUUUGUAAGAACGUUGGUGUUCCAUACGAAGGUAACGCUGCUGCCAACGCCACUGACUACCUUGACUUGACUGGUGAAAAUAUUCAACUAAAGACCAUUCCUACUGGCUUCACCAAGAAGGGUAUUAUCGCAAUGGUAUUCUCAUGUCUUGCUGGUGUUCUAGGUCUUAUUAGCAUUGCCUUAUAUGGUUUGAUGGACAUGGAACAUGUCGAAGAAAAGGUGAUAGAAGAGCUUCACCUGGACGUUGAUAAAGUGUUGGCUGCUGAUGACGGUACUGAUGAAGGUGCCAACUCCUCUGCAGCUGAAAAGGUCUCUUCUGAUUAA
Messenger RNA from Lachancea fermentati, 1863 nucleotides. Lineage: Eukaryota; Fungi; Ascomycota; Saccharomycetes; Saccharomycetales; Saccharomycetaceae. The record is from the annotation of a GenBank genome assembly.